CAUUUUCAAAAACUGUAUGUGCUGAGGACCUAUAUCGUAACGGGAGUUUAGUGGCAGUUAAGAUUAUGGAUUCACAGUAUAACCACGUUGGAUUCGAGGAAUGUAAAAAGUUACGCUACUUAAAUUUACACGAUAUUUAUGAAAACAUUCACAUUAGCAAACUCUUGAACACGUUCCUCUAUGACAAACAUUUUUGUCUAGUUUUUGAAUAUUAUCGAGGUGGUGUACUAAAAGUUCCAUAUAUGAUUAAUGAACAAUUCCGGUUGCAAAUUGUUAGAAAAGUGGCUUGUCAGCUUUUAACUGCUUUAAUUUAUAUUAAGCAUAUGGCUGUAAUACAUACUGAUCUAAAAUUAGAAAAUAUACUCUUUGUUACGGAGAAUUCCUAUGAGCUAAGAGUGAUUGACUUCGGUAAUGCAAUUGGUCUGGAUGAUGUAAAAUAUUAUGCGGAAAGUUUUGAAAUUCAGAGUCUUUUAUACAGAGCACCAGAGGUUUUAUUGGGCCUUCCCUUUGGUUAUGAGAUCGAUAUGUGGUCUUUCGGGUGUAUUUUAUGCGAAAUUUGGAUUGGUUAUCCUAUUUUUCAGAGUGAUACAAAAAGCGGAAUGAUAAAAGAAAUGGAAAGACUAUUAGGUCCUCUUCCAAGUUCGCUAUAUAAAAACGCAAAAAAUUUUGCUUGGUAUUUAAACCGAAAUGAUGAUGGAUUAAAAGAUUGGCCAGUAGGAGCGAACAAAGAAACGUAAGUCACAUGGAUUAAAUAUCAGAGGGUAAAAUGUGAAUCUUAUUUUUUUUUCC
Rhizophagus irregularis DAOM 181602=DAOM 197198 is the source of this 789-nucleotide messenger RNA. RefSeq lists its product as uncharacterized. Gene Ontology annotation, biological process: peptidyl-threonine phosphorylation; peptidyl-serine phosphorylation. Lineage: Eukaryota; Fungi; Glomeromycota; Glomeromycetes; Glomerales; Glomeraceae. Gene Ontology annotation, molecular function: protein serine/threonine kinase activity; ATP binding. The record is from RefSeq and is a predicted model, not a curated record.